ACCGGAGGCUGGAAAGCAUCUCCAUUUAUCAUAGGUCUUCAAAAGUUCUCUACUUUUCGCAUCGAGAUUGCAGAGAAGUCAUUCAAUUGACAUUAAAAUAUGGGAGAGGUUUUUCUUUUCUUGAUUUCUGCUUUGUUCUGUUUUGUAGUAAAUGAGGUGGGCGGAGAGGUUGGCGUUUUUUGCAAUUGCGGUGAACAUGGUGGCGUACUUGGUCUUUGUAAUGCAUGAAUCGCUUCCGACGGCGGCUCCCCACGUCACUAAUUGGAUCGGAGCCGCCUAUGUUCUUACUCUCCUCGGCGCAUUUUUGGCCGAUGCUUACUUCGGCCGAUUCAUGACCAUCAUCGUUUUCUCUUGCAUUUACGCGGUGCCUCCAUCCGCCGCCAUGCACGGCCAAGCCUUGCAUAAGAGCAACCGACCGCCAAACCAAUUUCCUCUACUUUGCACUGGCGUUUAUAGCCCUUGGAACUGGCGGAAUCAAGCCGUGCGUCUCCUCAGUCUCCGCGGAUCAAUUCGACGAAGACGAUCCCAAAGAAGUCCCGAAGAAGUCCGCAUUCUUAAACUGGGCUUCGAGUUCCUGCCAGUAUCAUGGUUCUCUCUGUCAUCAGCUUGGCUACCGGAGCACCUUUCUACCGGUACCGGAAGUCCUUUUACCAGGUUUUUUCAGGUCAUUGUGGCAGCAGAGAGGAACCAUUUCAGAGGAGUUGAAGUCAGAAAUGAGGCUGAUCUUUAUAAGGGUGACACGACCGAGUCAGAUAUUUCUGGGGCUCGAAAAAUUGCUCAUACCAAUCAGUACAAAUUCUUGGAUAAAGCAGCAGUGAGAACAGAAUCAGCAGAUCUAGAAACAAACAUGAAAAAUCGAUGGAGAACCUGCACAGUAACUCAAGUUGAAGAAUUCAAAUGCUUCUUGAGAAUUCUCCUCGACGAUUGCCCUCUCAAUCUCAUUCGCCCAACUCUCCACCUUCUACGUCGGCCAAGCCACCAUCAUGGACCGAAAGCUCGGCCCCAAUUUCACAAUUCCGGCAGGCUCUGUUCCCGUUUUCAGCGCCGUUAACGCCCUCAUCCUCGUUCCCAUCUACGAACAAUUUCUGGUUCCAGUCCUCCGAAACAGAACCGGCCAUCGCGGCGGAACCCCGUCAUUACAACGAAUUGGUGUUGGCUUUCUUCUAUUACAAUGCAACUUCUUACGCUACUUGCAAAUUAAAGUAUAUUUAUUCAU
Rubroshorea leprosula is the source of this 1216-nucleotide messenger RNA. The record is from the annotation of a GenBank genome assembly. Lineage: Eukaryota; Viridiplantae; Streptophyta; Magnoliopsida; Malvales; Dipterocarpaceae.